AUGAAGUUCAAUCCUGCAGUUUCCCGCGAUUCCGGAAAGAACCGUAAACAACACUUCAAUGCUCCAUCUCACGAAAGAAGGAAGAUUAUGUCCGCUCCACUCACCAAGGAACUGCGUGCUAAACACGGAAUCCGAUCAAUCCCAAUUCGAGUAGACGAUGAGGUUAUCGUAAUGCGAGGUCGUCAUCGCGGAAACACUGGACGAGUAAUCCGUUGUUACCGUAAGAAGUUCGUUAUCCAUGUUGACAAAGAAUCUACCGUGAGAAAAGGAACGGAUCUUACUGUGCGCACAUUCGAAAUUCUGCACCCUUCGGAAGGUGAAGGUUUGGUCGCCCUCACGAAGCUGAAGCUAGACAAGGAUCGUCGUGAUCUCGUCGAAAGGAAAGCUGCCGGACGUGCCAAGGCACUCGGAAUACUCAAGGGAAAGCACACCGAUGAAAGCGUUGCUUAA
This is a messenger RNA of Cooperia oncophora, 450 nucleotides long. NCBI's taxonomy places the organism in Eukaryota, Metazoa, Nematoda, Chromadorea, Rhabditida, Trichostrongylidae. The record is from the annotation of a GenBank genome assembly.